This is a messenger RNA of Moneuplotes crassus, 462 nucleotides long. NCBI's taxonomy places the organism in Eukaryota, Ciliophora, Spirotrichea, Euplotida, Euplotidae. The record is from the annotation of a GenBank genome assembly.
AAAAUGGACAAUAUCCUUGCAGGCCUUGACGACAUUGAAGCAGACAUUAAGAAGUCAAACAAUGAAAGACACCAAAUAGAGAAAGAGCAGAAGAAGGCAGAGAUGGAUGAGUUCUUCGAUGACGCCCUUGCUGAUAUAGACCUUCAGGUUGAGAAAAAUGUAAACCUCAAGGAAAAGACUGAUCUCCAAGGAGAAUUAACUAAGCUUUAUAUGAACUUGUUAACUUAUAAUGAGCAGGAGAACCAAGUCCCAGCAGAUGAGAAUGACUACAUCAUCUAUGAUGUCGAUCAAAUGUAUGAGAAUUUUGAGAAGGAAGAAGGAGAGCAAGAGGAGAGACUAUUUAAUGCCGCUCACAAAUACUUUUCGACCAAGUAUUCCGAAGUCAUCUCCAAAGAGGAUUUUGAUAGGUUUACCCAGACAACAUUUGCUUAAGUUUAUUUGGAAUUCAAUAUUACUAGGUGA